Drosophila willistoni is the source of this 545-nucleotide messenger RNA. RefSeq names its product V-type proton ATPase subunit e 2 (gene VhaM9.7-c). Gene Ontology annotation, cellular component: plasma membrane proton-transporting V-type ATPase complex; proton-transporting V-type ATPase, V0 domain. Gene Ontology annotation, molecular function: proton-transporting ATPase activity, rotational mechanism. Lineage: Eukaryota; Metazoa; Arthropoda; Insecta; Diptera; Drosophilidae. The record is from RefSeq and is a predicted model, not a curated record. The transcript has a single exon. Gene Ontology annotation, biological process: proton transmembrane transport. Bases 93 to 350 code for a protein of 85 amino acids.
CGACGUAAACGUCAACAUAAAACGUAAACAAUUGAACGCACAAAGAAAGUAAUUAUUGUAGAGGAAUAAUUUAAAAACGAACAAAAUCAAAAAUGGGUGCAAAUUUUUUACCCAUUUUGGUAUUCACUGGCUUCUGGGCACUUGUUGGCAUAGUUGGACCCAUUUUGGUGCCCAAGAGUCCACAUCAUAAUCUAAUUCGUUGCAUUCUAAUGCUGACUGCGGCAAGCUGUUGGCUCUUUUGGUUUUGCUGCUAUUUGGCCCAGAUGAAUCCGUUUUUUGGACCCAAAUUGGAAUGGAGAACCAUAGCGAUGAUAGCCAAAUCAUGGGACAAUCCUAUUAAAGCAGGUUGACGCCACAAUACGCCACGCCCCGGCUCCAAAAACUCAAUGGACAAUAAGCUAAGCUCUGUUAUCAUUCAUCUUCUGCUACUCCUCCCAUUAAAUGUCUAGAAUUACACACAUAUGUAUGUACAAUUUUGUUAAAUUAAAUCCCAGAAGUAGCACUUCUUGGUUACAUUAUAUUAAAAUAUAUAUAUUAAUAUACAA